This is a messenger RNA of Daucus carota subsp. sativus, 2082 nucleotides long. RefSeq names its product metal transporter Nramp3. Gene Ontology annotation, cellular component: vacuolar membrane. The record is from RefSeq and is a predicted model, not a curated record. Gene Ontology annotation, molecular function: cadmium ion transmembrane transporter activity; manganese ion transmembrane transporter activity. Gene Ontology annotation, biological process: positive regulation of reactive oxygen species metabolic process; metal ion transport; defense response to bacterium. The coding region runs from base 190 to 1704 and encodes 504 amino acids. Lineage: Eukaryota; Viridiplantae; Streptophyta; Magnoliopsida; Apiales; Apiaceae. The transcript is spliced from 4 exons.
GAAGAUCAUAGUAAACAAAGCGGGAGUUUACGUUUGCUCCAUUUAAUUGCAACCUCCCAAAUUAAAGUCCCCCCUAAAGCAAAAGCCAUUUUAUUCCCUCUCAUUCUUUAUUUUUAUUAUUUAAUUUUGUUAUUCCGAUAAUAUUUAUAUCACUUCUCCGCUAUAUCCCCUUUUCACUCCACUCAAAAAAUGGCUUUGCCUGAAGAACACCAAGCUUUACUUGAAACCUCCGACGAGGUCCAGCAAGAGACAGCCUACGAGCCGACAGAGAAAGUCCACAUCGUCGUCGGCGUCGGCGAAGAAGUCGAUGACUACACCACGCCGCCGUUUUCGUGGCGCAAGCUGUGGCUAUUCACUGGGCCCGGGUUCUUGAUGAGCAUAGCUUUUUUGGAUCCGGGGAAUCUCGAAGGGGAUCUUCAAGCGGGCGCGAUCGCGGGCUACUCUUUGUUGUGGCUGCUUUUGUGGGCCACUGUUAUGGGCCUUCUGGUCCAGCUACUUUCGGCUCGGCUUGGUGUGGCUACGGGCCGCCACUUAGCUGAGCUUUGUCGGGAGGAGUAUCCUACAUGGGCCGGGAUGUUGUUGUGGGUCAUGGCUGAGGUGGCACUUAUCGGGUCGGAUAUCCAGGAAGUUAUUGGAAGUGCUAUUGCUAUCAAGAUUCUUAGCAAUGGCGUUUUGCCUCUCUGGGCUGGCGUUGUUAUCACUGCUUCUGAUUGCUUCAUAUUCCUUUUUCUCGAGAACUAUGGAGUAAGGAAAUUAGAAGCACUUUUUGCUUUCCUUAUUGCAACCAUGGCAGUCUCAUUUGCGUGGAUGUUUGGGGAAACUAAACCUGAUGGCUCGGAACUUGCUCUGGGUGUCAUUGUUCCAAAACUUAGCUCAAGAACCAUACAACAGGCUGUGGGAGUAGUUGGUUGCAUUAUUAUGCCUCACAAUGUGUUUUUGCAUUCUGCUCUUGUACAGUCCAGAGAAGUUGAUCACCGCAAAAUAGGACGAGUCCAAGAAGCUCUCAAUUAUUUCUCAAUAGAGUCCGCUGUUGCACUGACCAUCUCCUUCAUGAUCAAUUUAUUUGUCACAACUGUGUUUGCGAAGGCAUUUUAUGGUACCGAUAUAGCCAACAGUAUUGGCCUGGGGAACGCAGGUCAAUAUCUUCAAGAAAAAUAUGGCGGUGGACUGUUACCAAUUCUGUACAUUUGGGCUAUUGGAUUGUUAGCAGCAGGCCAGAGUAGCACGAUCACUGGCACUUAUGCUGGGCAGUUUAUCAUGGGAGGUUUCCUGAACUUGCGCAUGAAAAAAUGGAUAAGGGCAUUGAUUACGAGGAGUUUUGCUAUCAUCCCAACAUUGAUUGUAGCACUAAUUUUCGAUACAUCGGAGGAUGCUCUAGAUGUUCUUAAUGAAUGGCUUAAUGUGCUUCAGUCAAUACAGAUCCCUUUUGCACUUAUUCCCCUCCUUUGCUUGGUGUCCAAAGAAGACCUAAUGGGUGUUUUCAAGAUUGGCCCGAUUCUCAAGACGGUGUCGUGGCUUGUGGCUGCCCUGGUAAUAGUGAUCAACGGGUAUCUGUUAGUGGAUUUUUUCUCAUCUGAAGUUAAAGGGCUGGCACUUACUUCUACCAUAGCUGUUGCAACUACUGGAUAUGUAGUGUUUAUUGUCUACCUCGUGUCUCGAGGAUUUACAUUUUCCAUGAGUGGCUUGUACAAAGCAAGAGAAUAGUCAUAAAAUAGGUAUUUACUUGCUCGUUUCUCUGUAGACUAAAUCAAAGAUCAAUGCUCUGGAAGCCUGCUUUGCCAGACUCUGAGCUUCCUAGGUGCUCAAAGACUUCUAUAUUACGAACUGUACUCUUGUAACUUCUUGUCACUGUUUUGAUGGAUCAUCUGUGUAGAAGCAGUAAUUUCUCAGUGCUGCUUCAUAAUCCCAGCCCAUAUCUAUGAGCAAUGUGAUUACAAGGCAUUGUAACUGUAACAUUUUCGUUUAAAUUAUAGUCUGGCCUCGAGUUGAUUAUGAGCCAACGAGCGAAACAUUUGUAGACAGUUUACAGUGUACCAACAUUAACUAUUGUUAUAGAGCUCAGUUUUAUCGUUUUCUCGAUUA